AUGUUUGCUACAGGGCUUCAACGUGAACCAUUCGAGCCAGCACUACCGUCAAGGUUCAAGACACCACCUCAACAAAAACAAACGGACAAUGCCGACCUACCAUACACAUUCAAAGACGAAACGUUUUGGAAGAAUUUACUGUUGGGAUCUCCAACCAAUGUCGAGGCAAACAUGAACUUGGCGAGGUUGUAUGCUGAAGGAGGCAAGCUCAAAGAAGCUGUUGAGAUAUAUGAGCAAUUGUUGGCUGCUGGAAAUCAGUCAAAAAACCUUGUUCUGGAUGCCUCUGCCACGUGUGUGAGGAUUGCCGAGAAAUCUGAAGAUGUAGGAUCUGUUGGAGAGUAUGUUGGGAAAGCUAUACAGUUGCUACAAAGGUUACGAUUGUGGAAUCAAGGCCAAUAUACAAAUGGAGCAUUGGACAUCCUGACGGAUGCUUACAGUGCCGUCGUAUUAACAGAGAGCGUUCUGAACCCAGCACUUGUAGCUGAAAUCAUGACAACAGCUUCAAUGCAAGAGACCUUGUGCAGAUCAGAACUUCAUAUUCUCUUAUUACGUACCAUACUACAAACACGAGACUACAAGAGGUUUGAAGAUUACGCUCUUCAUGUAGGGCAAUUCGUCAGACUCAUAAAUUCCGGUUUUAGCGCGUGGACAUACAUCCAUUCAAGAAAAGAAUGCUUUUCAUAUGAUUUGAGAUGGUUGGCCUUUGUACGAGAUUCGUAUGAUGAUGUUCGAAAAGGUCUGGAUGAAGAAGGCGAUGAGGAGCAGCUCGUCUUCUUGGAAGAACAUCUGUAUGUCGCCGCUAGAGCUACAUGGUUGUCAAUUCAUUGCCAUGAGCUAGACGAAUUCUCAUAUGAUAUUCAAGAAGAGACUGCUGCAUUACGAGCACUGGUGGAAGAAUCUGAUUCAGAUCUUCCAACAUCCAAAGAUUCUCAGUAUGCUAAAAAGAGAUGGGUCAAGCUCAGGCUGGAGUACGCAUCACAAUCACAACGUUUCGAUAUCGAGAACUCAAUCCGAAUCAUGCAAGAGGCCCGAACACAACUGAGCGAUACAUCAUCACAUCGGGUCAUGCUACAAAGGAUAUACGUGGAUUCACUUGCCUGUUUACUAUACGUGCCAACCCCACAACUACCUAGAGCAACUCAUGAUCGAAUCAGCGCAUUGCUACACAUUGUGUUGCCCAUGAUGGCGUCUAUGACCACUGCUUGGCUGGACACGCAUAAGCCAGAUGCGGUUAUGUUUGAAACGUCACCCCAUUCUGUUUUGGAUGCUCCUGAAUUCAAGCUUCCAUCUUUACGUUUGGUGCUUGAGAAGAAGCCUGAUAUAGUGAAUGCUCUGAAGGCAGACUUGUUCAUGACUGCUGACGAGUCUGUGACUCUGAAUAUUGCUAGUUGGCAACUUCAUGAUGGCAGUGUACGAAAGUGGCUUCGAGAAAUGUUUCCUCGACUGGCUGAAAAUCCACAGUAUUCUACUGUGGCAAGAGCAUCAAGGCUACCGCGACCAACAAUUGCAGACAUUGAAGCAUACUUGCUGUUUUGCUUGGUGUCUCGAUACAUGCAUUGUACGCGCUAUAGUGGUGCCAAAUCAAUGGGAGAAGCACUCUUGUCUGGUGAAAUAUUGAGACUAUGGCAACCUAGUGCUAGUCAAAAGUCAUUCUGGAGGACGCUCAUCGUCAAAUUUGGCAAGAGAUAUCCACAACAACCAUACUUUAAUAACUCCACUUUGUUGAGUGAUACGGACUAUUACCAAUGUGUUCACGAAUUGCGUGGAUCAGUGCGAGCACCAUAUCUAGAUCGUGGAUCAUCUACAGCUGCUGGUACUCGACAAGCACUCGAUGAUCAAGCCCGAAAGACUGUUUAUGGCAUCAUGGGCUUGGCUUAUGCGGAUAUGACUGCCUCAACUGUUGUUGGAGAUUCGUCAGCGGUUGAUCGAACAACCGAAGCUGCACAAUACUUGAAAGUGUAUCAGGAUUGGGAUGGUAUAAAAGGCAUGGAAGCAUACCAUAACGUUGAUUCUAUGCUGUUUCCAAAUUAUGAUGAAUCUGAAAAGUUUGUUGAAGUGGUAGGCUUGGACAAGGUUCCAAAUACUCUGUCAAAGAUGCAAAGUAUGCUACAGGCACGACGAGAAGCUAUAGAGCCUAGGAAAACUGCACCUACACCUACCAAAGCACCAGUUCAGCAAAAGACUCUGGCCGCCGAACCACGGGGCUCUGUCGGCAAACCUCGAGCUGAGAAGCAAGUAAUUCCAGUCCAAAAGGAAGAGUCAAAAAACAGCCGUCCUGUUGACGUUGAUGUCCCACCACCUACUACAUCGUUGUUGGAAGAAAUGCAAUAUCGUGAUGGGGAUGUUCACUUGUUUGAAGCAGAAGCAAAAUCGGUUUCGAGAUUUUCAAGACAGCUUCGUCAGCUUGAAGCUCUGAAAAAGGGUUCGCUGUCUUCUAGUAUGGAAGGAACACCACGAUCAUCCACACCUGUGAUGAAUGUAGUAGAGCUUCCAUCGUUUGAUAAUGCCGAAUCUAUUGAUCCCGAUACCACUUCCGCAACGAUGCCCACAAAUAAUCCGCCAUCCCCUACAACAGACGCCAUACCAGCACUCCUGUCUACGCCGUUCAAACCUGACUAUGAAUCCACACAGCAAGACAUACGAUUUACACCACUUCGAGACCCUCUUGAAUUGAGAUCUGCUUUUCCAAGAGGCGAUUUGAGUGAAUUACGACGACGUGGGAAUGUUCGAAAUAAUCCGUUUGUAACUGGUGGUAUGGCUGGGGUUGAUUCGUAUCGGGACGAAGAGGAUGACGAUGAAAUGGUUGACGAAAAUGAAUCGUUUGGUGAAUCGCAAGGUUUUGUCAAUGAUACAUUUGGUGACACGUUUGGUGAGGAUGCUGAAGGAGAAUAUGAUGAUGAUCUAGUUGCAAUUCAAAAAGAAGCUGAACAAGAGGCGACAUCGAGGCUUGCACGACAAUUUGCCAAACUGGAAGCAUUAAGAAAAUAA
Synchytrium microbalum is the source of this 2988-nucleotide messenger RNA. RefSeq lists its product as uncharacterized. Gene Ontology annotation, molecular function: protein binding. The transcript is spliced from 16 exons. The coding region runs from base 1 to 2988 and encodes 995 amino acids. The record is from RefSeq and is a predicted model, not a curated record. NCBI's taxonomy places the organism in Eukaryota, Fungi, Chytridiomycota, Chytridiomycetes, Synchytriales, Synchytriaceae.